CUUGUCUUGUAUUUUACAGUUGCUGCUGUUUGACUCUAAUCUUUUUGAACCAUUCUGAACGUUUCUGACUAAAUCAGUGAGAAACUUUAGAUCAGAGGAAACUAAGUGGAUCUGCUUCCAAAGCUAAUAAAAGGACAUUUGCAGAUCAAAUGAUAAAUGUUUUGUACUUUACCCCAAACUAAGAAGCAAUGGCAGCUUAGUAAACGGUGUGCGCGCCCCCGCUCCCCCGUUUGUGCGCCGCCUGUGCGCAACCCCGCGGGUCCAACAGUCUCCGCUGCAGACGGACAGAAAGACAGCAGCGACGUGGACCGUCCGGACCGGAGAGGAUGAAGCGAACAACGUUCCUGCUGGCGUUGGCAGCCGUCCUGAGCUUCAGCUGGGCUCAGUCGGACUCCGGAGGUGAGGAAGCGGCCGUGGAGGAAGAACAUGUGGAGCUCUUCACCACGCCAGCCACCAAGAUGGGCGCCGCCACCUCGGACUUUGGCUACAACCUGUUCCGGGCUUUGACGAGCCGCGAAACUUCAGCCAACCUUUUUCUGUCUCCGAUCAGCGUGUCUGCGGUUCUGACCCAGCUGUCUAUGGGGGGCUCAGAAAACGCCCAGAGGCAGCUGCACCGGGCGCUCCGGUACCACACCCUGCAGGACCCUCAGCUCCAGAACACCCUGAAGGACCUGCUGGCCUCAGUGACCUCCUCAGGCAAAGGCCUGAGCAUGGCUGCUCGGCUCUAUGUGACGCGACGACUCCGUCUGAAGCAGGACUUUUUCAAACUGGUGGAGCAGCAGUAUGGCGUCCGCCCCAAAGCGCUGAUGGGCGGAGCCAAAGACACGAAGGAGAUCAAUGAUUGGGUGUCUCAGCAGACGGGAAGGAAAGUCCAACAGUUCCUGACCAACGGUCUCCCUCGAAUCGCCGGCAUCAACGCCAUCAGUGCCGCCUACUUCAAAGGGGGAUGGGUGACCCGCUUCAGUCAGGGCGGAGUUCAGCAGGACUUCCAGGUGGAAAAUGGGGCUCCGGUCCGUGUUCCCAUGAUGCAACAGGAUAACUACCCGGUGAAGAUGGGUGUGGACUCGGACCUGAGCUGCACUAUCGCUCAGAUCCAGAUGCAGAACGACGUCAGCAUGUUUGUCUUCCUGCCCGACGAUGUGACGACCAACACCACGCUGCUGGAGGAGAGUCUGACGGCUGAGUUCGUUCAGGACCUCUCCAUGGCGCUGCAGCCGGCCCGGGUGUCCCUAACGCUGCCUGUCCUGAAGCUUAGUUACUCCAUCGACCUGCUAUCACUGCUUGGCGACCUCGGCCUCAGUGACUGGCUGGACAACCAAGAACUGGAGAAGAUCUCCGUCCAGCCGGGCAAACUCACCAGCAUCAAUCAUAAAGUUGUCAUGGAGACAGCACCCGAAGGAGCCCAGUACCCCAGCACCGUAUCUGCACCCUCCCACCUGACUUACCGAGUGGACCGGCCCUUCGUCUACCUGAUCCGAGAUGAACCGUCAGGAGCACUGCUGUUCAUCGGGAAGGUGGUCAACCCCAAAGUCCUGAAAAUUUAACACACACACACACACACACACACACACACACACACACACACACCCCCCCACACACACACACACACACACACACACACACACACACACACUCACACAUAUGUUUGUGUGGCUAUCUUUGUGGGGACUUUUCAUUGACUUCCAUUCAUUUUCAGCCUAAUCUUUGCCCUUGUCCUAACCCUAACCCUACUUAAAACUCAAAUCACACCUUAGUCCUAAAUCUAAUCCCCGACCCAAAAAAAGUGUUUCCCCUUGUGGGAACCAGUGGGUAUAUGUCAGGAAAAUGGUCCCCACACGGUAUUGCAAAUACACACACACACACACACACACACACACACACACACACACACACACACACACACACACACACACACACACACACACACACACACACACACACCCACACACACACACUCUUAGCAGGUCCUAGGAGGGGUUCCAGCUGUUUGUGAUGGCAGAUGGUUUAAGGAUAUUUGAUCAUAUUUUUCAUGUUGAAACAGAGAUGGAUCAUGCUAAUCUGUGAAUACUCUUGAAAUAAUCUACAUUAAGAAAUGUUUUGUAAGAAAGCAGAUGUCGUCAUUUGUUUUAAUUACAAUAAACAUGACAAUAAACUCCA
This is a messenger RNA of Poeciliopsis prolifica (blackstripe livebearer), 2157 nucleotides long. RefSeq names its product serpin peptidase inhibitor, clade F (alpha-2 antiplasmin, pigment epithelium derived factor), member 1 (gene serpinf1). The record is from RefSeq and is a predicted model, not a curated record. The coding region runs from base 327 to 1544 and encodes 405 amino acids. Gene Ontology annotation, biological process: negative regulation of angiogenesis; negative regulation of endopeptidase activity. The transcript is spliced from 8 exons. Gene Ontology annotation, molecular function: serine-type endopeptidase inhibitor activity. NCBI's taxonomy places the organism in Eukaryota, Metazoa, Chordata, Actinopteri, Cyprinodontiformes, Poeciliidae.